AGCAAACUGGAAUAAUAAACCAAGUGUUAAAUGACUAUUGACCCACCACCAUUCACUUUGCCUCCUCACUCCUUAUUACCCAUCUCGGAUCCCUCUCUCUCCAUUAAUAAAGAAACACUCUCCAACUUUCAAAAGCAUCUCUCUUUAGAGCUUGCUUCUGCAACACAAUUCUCUCUCUUUAAUUUACUUUCUCUCUCUGCUUUUAAUGGCACUCCUCACUUCCUUACCCGAGCCCUCAGAACCCAAAAAACAAUCCUCAAAGCGAAAGCAAAAGCACGUCAAGAAGCAGAAGCAGAAGCAGAAGCAACCAUCUUCGUGGGACCAAAUCAAGAACCUCCUCACCUGUAAGCAGAUCGAAGGGUCCAGAGUUCACGAUCCAUCCAAGACCGUUAAAGGGUACUCCAAGCUAGGGUAUAAUUGCAGCUCUAUUUGCAGUUUCAGGGACGUAGUUCAUGGCAACACCAGAGUGGUUCACAGAGCUGACAAUUCGCCGGAGAGUAGCACUGUGGGUCUGGAAACAGGGCUGCUCAGCCGGAAAGCUGGUCAUCAUGGCUCAGGCUCAUCCUCCACAGGGUCUUUAUCCGGUUCAGUCAAAUCCAACGGUGGACCUACUUACACGUCCUCGUCUUCUUCAAGAACCAUGCAAUUCAGGAAGCUCUCUGGCUGUUAUGAAUGUCACAUGAUCGUUGAUCCUAGCAGGUAUCCAUCUCCAAGGACUACUCUAUGUGCUUGCUCUGAAUGUGGAGAGGUUUUUCCCAAAAUUGAAAGCUUGGAGCUACAUCAAGCUGUUAGGCAUGCUGUUUCGGAGCUGAGUCCGGAUGAUUCGGGUCGGAACAUCGUGGAGAUCAUCUUCAAAUCAAGCUGGCUCAAGAAAGACAACCCAAUCUGCAAGAUCGAACGGAUACUAAAAGUCCACAACACCCAGCGCACCAUCCAACGGUUCGAGGACUGCCGUGACGCAGUGAAGAUCCGUGCGACCACCUCCACCAGAAAAAACCCCAGGUGCGCCGCCGACGGCAACGAGCUGCUACGAUUCCACUGCACGACCUUGGCGUGCGCCCUCGGCGCACGUGGCUCGUCUUCUCUGUGCGGCUCCGCACCGGCUUGUGGCGUGUGCACGAUCAUCAGGCACGGAUUUCAAGGCAAAUCCAAAUCGAGCGGGUGCGAUGGCAAGGGGGUCCGCACCAUGGCGAGCAGCGGUAGGGCCCACGACUGUUUGGCUUGUGCGGACGGUCGUAGGGCGAUGCUGGUGUGCCGCGUGAUCGCGGGAAGGGUGAGGCAUAUGGCGGAUGAUGCGGCGCCGGAUGAGGAUAGCGUGUCGCUCGGUUCGUCGUCGUACGACUCGGUAGCCGGGUACGCGGGAAUUUACUCGAAUAUCGAGGAGUUACACGUGUUCAAUCCGAGGGCUAUCCUUCCUUGUUUCGUUGUGAUCUACAAAGCUCUUGAAUCAUCAUAGAGUUAGACACAAAAUUUGUAUUGUAGUUUCUAAUUUGUAUCACAAUCACAUAACUAAUUAAGGGUUAGCAAGCUCAGCUGACCAAUCAUUGUCCUUGUGUAUAUUGAAUUUUCUUAUAUGGUUUCAAAUGCUAAGCAAUCUUUGUAUUAUUUUUUUAUAAAAUUGUUAAUUAUAUGUUUA
Molecule: messenger RNA, 1636 nt
Organism: Cornus florida
Lineage: Eukaryota; Viridiplantae; Streptophyta; Magnoliopsida; Cornales; Cornaceae
Exons: 3
Coding region: 206-1456 (416 amino acids)
Source: RefSeq, a predicted model, not a curated record